AUGACAAAUAGCAAACUUGGUGACGAUGAUUACUAUAAGCAAACUCAAUCGCAGAUUUAUGGAAUGCAAGAGACACUAUUGAAUGCAUCAAGAGACUUAAAACGACAACAAAAAAAGAAAAAGAUAGAAUAUUUUCCGUAUGACGAGGGCGUUGUACUUGACACGGGAGCUAAUAUACUUGCUUUGGCUAAUGACAAGUAUCCUCAAAACACCGACAAAUCAAAUGGGUUAAUGAGAUAUCAUCCUUAUAAAAGAGGUCAAUUUGUUAAAGAUUAUGCUAAUGACAACACUAUAGGCAGUGACUUAUUGUAUGAUAAUUUAAUUUUAGAGAAGCCUGAUGUUUUUUUGCCUAUUUUUAAUACUUAUGAUAUAUGCAAAACAAUUGAUAUUUUCAUAUCGUAUGAAGACUUGAUAAAUAUGGAUAAAUACCCUAGGGUAGUCAAUAAUGAAAUUUGGGGUAGUGAUAUAUAUACUGAUGAUUCUGACGUAUUGUUAAUUAUAAAACAUCAAUCUAUAUUUGAAAAUGAUAGUGGCGAUAAUGGUAAUAUAUGGAGGAAAUUAAAAUACAUACAGACUAUACAUGGGAUUGAAGAUUGUGAUAUUAACGGACAUAAGGAAUUUGAUAUUGUUUGUAGUUUGAUAUUAUUACCGACUUUACAAGUUUAUCAUGGGGAAUUAACCAGAAACAAAGUGAGCAGUAGAACAUGGGGUAGGGACAACAGUGAAUGUAGUAUUACAGAUAUAUUACACAAUGAGAAUAAUGCACAUGAUGGUCUGAGUAUUGCAAUUAAUAAGAUUAAGAUAUUAGAUAGGAGUGGGGAAGUCAGAGAGAGGGAAACUGAAUGA
This is a messenger RNA of Saccharomycodes ludwigii, 846 nucleotides long. RefSeq names its product Rxt3p (gene RXT3). NCBI's taxonomy places the organism in Eukaryota, Fungi, Ascomycota, Saccharomycetes, Saccharomycodales, Saccharomycodaceae. The record is from RefSeq and is a predicted model, not a curated record. The transcript has a single exon. Bases 1 to 846 code for a protein of 281 amino acids.